Messenger RNA from Aspergillus puulaauensis, 573 nucleotides. Its product is annotated as DUF1993 domain-containing protein. Bases 1 to 573 code for a protein of 190 amino acids. The record is from RefSeq and is a predicted model, not a curated record. NCBI's taxonomy places the organism in Eukaryota, Fungi, Ascomycota, Eurotiomycetes, Eurotiales, Aspergillaceae. The transcript has a single exon.
AUGGCACCCGUUCCGUUCUAUGAUGCUAGCAUUGGCUGCUAUACCAAAGCUCUCCGGGUUCUACUUCGUAUCCUCCAGGUGGCCGAGAAACACCCGGAUGUGGCCAGCUUCUUGGAAGCCCGACUCUACCCCGAUAUGUUCCCACUCCUCGUGCAAGUGCGACUCACUACAAAGCACCCUGUCCGUCUGGCAGAGGCCCUGACCGGCAAGCAGCUCGUCCCGUGGAACGAGACUGGGUCCAGCUGGGGCGAACGGGAGACAUCGUGGCCGGAAUUGAUUGCGCGCGUGGAAAUGACUCUGGGGAUACUGGCACAGUUUGGGCCUGAAGAGGUCGAGAGAAGGGCCGACGAAAUAACACUGCCCAUGCAGGUAGGGCCUGAAGAGCUUGGAGCCGAUGCCUUUCAGCAAGUCCCCGCUGCAGAGUUCACGAUGGCGACUGGAGUGCCUGAAACACUGUUCCAUGUCUUCAUCGCCUACGCGAUUCUCCGCUCCAAUGGGAUCGAGAUCGGCAAAAAAGACGUUCUGAUACCCUUCCUGCCCGAUUACGUCUUGAAGAAUCAUCCCGGAGCCUAG